AACAUCUGCAAGAUUCAAGAAAAUUUUCAGCUUCAAACGUUAUAUAGAAAGGGUGAUGUUAUGUUAGGAGGGAUAUUUGAAUUAAGUUAUAAAACAAUUGCUCCAGAUUUCUCCUUCACACAUAAGCCAGAGCAAUGGAAAUGUGAGAGUGUGGAUUUUGAAGUGUUUCAGUGGGCACACACAAUGAUUUUUGCCAUUGAAGAAAUCAAUCAAGAUCCAGUGCUUCUUCCCAAUAUAACGCUAGGCUACAGGUUAUAUGACAACUGCUUAAAGCUACAGGUUGCUCUGAGAUCUGCAAUAAGUUUGAUUGGUGGACUGAAUGACAGCAUUCCUGAUAAUGACUGCAGAGGACUGCCUCCUGUCGUUGGCAUUGUUGGCGAUCCACUUUCAUCACAUUCAAUUGCCAUUUCAAGAGUUCUGGGUCUGUUUAGAAUGCCUUUGAUCAGCUAUUAUGCCUCUUGCUCUUGCUUGAGCAAUAAAAUCGAGUACCCAUCAUUCUUUAGGACUGUACCCAGUGAUGCAUUCCAAGUUAAAGCUAUGGUACAAAUUAUUAAACACUUUGGAUGGACAUGGGUGGGCAUUAUAGGAACUGAUGAUGAUUAUGGGCAAUAUGCCGUAAAUAGUUUCCAUGAAGAAAUAAAACCAUUUGGAUGCAUUGCUUUUACAGAAACCUUUCCCAAAGCCCAAGAAAAGUUCAAAUAUCUUCAAAUAAUCAAUACAAUAAAACAUUCAACUGCAAAAGUCAUUGUUGUCUUCUCUCCAACUGCAAAUUUAAUAGCAUUAUCCACAGAAAUCAUUCAGCACAACCUUACUGGAAGACAGUGGGUCGCCAGUGAAGCAUGGAGCACAUCAAACACUGUAGCAACCAAUGAGAACUUUCCAUUCUUUGGUGGCACAAUUGGUAUUGCUAUUCGCAGAGGAGAAAUACCAGGACUGGAUAACUUUCUGUUCCAGAUUCGACCCACUUCUGAUCCAAACAAUAAUUUAAUUCUUCGUUUCUGGGAGACAAUGUUUGAGUGCAAAUUUCAAGAAACUGUAAACAACCAAAAUGAUACUGCGUUUCCAGUCUCCAAAAUGUGCACAGGAUAUGAAGAUAUUAAAAGCACCAGGACUGCAUACACUGAUGUGUCUGAAUCAAGGGCAUCUUAUAAUGUCUACAAAGCUGUCUAUGCCUUAGCAAUUGCCCUUCAUGAAUUAAUGUUCUGUGAAAAUGGAAAGGGGCCUUUUGAAAACAAUUCCUGUGCUGAUAUCAAAAGUUUACAACCCUGGCAACUAAUGCAUUAUAUAAGGAAAGUUAAUUUCACCAAUCGAUUUGGUGAACGAGUUGCAUUUGAUGAAAAUGGAGAUGCCCUUGCAAUUUAUGAUAUUGUCAACUGGCAAAGAGCUGGUGAUGGAUCUGUGACCAUUAAAACUAUAGGUGUUUACGAUAAAGCAGCCAGUGGAGGACGAGAGCUUUUCCUCAAUGAAAAAGUCAUCUUUUGGAACUUUGCAUCUGGACAGAUUCCAGAAUCAGUCUGUAGUAAAAGCUGUCAGCCAGGUACAAGAAAAGCCAACCGGAAAGGAGAGGCAGUCUGCUGUUUUGAUUGUGUACCCUGUGCAGAUGGAGAAAUUAGCAGUGAAACUGAUUCCAUUACAUGCACUCAGUGUCCACCUGACUACUGGUCAAAUCAACAAAGAAACCAGUGCAUAUCAAAGGAAAUUGAGUUUCUUUCAUAUGAUGAUGCCAUGGGCAUUACACUGGCUACUACAGCAACAUUUGGAAGUUGCUUGUCUGUCAGUGUUUUAAUAGUUUUCAUUUACUAUCGAAAUACUCCAGUUGUAAAAGCCAACAAUUCAGAACUGAGCUUCCUUUUGCUUUUUUCUUUAACACUCUGCUUCCUUUGUUCACUUUGUUUUAUUGGAGAGCCUUCAAAUGCAAGCUGCAUGUUGAGACAUGUGGUGUUUGGAAUCAGCUUUGUUCUGAGCAUUUCUUGCAUUCUCGUAAAAACAAUUGUUGUCAUUAUGGCAUUUAAGGCCACAUUGCCAGGAAAUAAUAUGAUGAAGUGGUUUGGUGUAACACAGCAGAGAGGCACAGUCUUCAUGUUUACUUUUAUUCAGUCACUUAUAUGCGUGGUGUGGUUGAGUUCAGCCCCACCAUUUCCCUCUAAAAACACUAAGCAUCAGAACUCAAAAGUAAUAUUUGAGUGUGAUAUUGGAUCAUUAAUUGGAUUCAGUUGCCUUCUGGGAUACAUUGGAUUGCUAGCAUGCAUCUCUUUUGUAUCGGCUUUUCUUGCAAGAAAUCUCCCAGACACCUUCAAUGAAGCCAAGUUCAUUACCUUCAGCAUGCUCAUCUUCUGCGCUGUUUGGAUAACAUUCAUACCUGCCUAUAUCAGCUCUCCUGGAAAGUACACAGUGGCUGUUGAGAUUUUUGCAAUUCUGGCAUCAAGUUUUGGUCUGCUCAGUGCGAUAUUUGCUCCUAAAUGUUACAUUAUUCUAUUGAAGCCAGAAAGGAACACAAAGAGAGCCCUUAUGGGCAGAUAA
Polypterus senegalus (gray bichir) is the source of this 2520-nucleotide messenger RNA. Its product is annotated as extracellular calcium-sensing receptor-like. Gene Ontology annotation, cellular component: membrane. Bases 61 to 2520 code for a protein of 819 amino acids. Gene Ontology annotation, molecular function: G protein-coupled receptor activity. The record is from RefSeq and is a predicted model, not a curated record. NCBI's taxonomy places the organism in Eukaryota, Metazoa, Chordata, Cladistia, Polypteriformes, Polypteridae. Gene Ontology annotation, biological process: G protein-coupled receptor signaling pathway. The transcript is spliced from 6 exons.